AUGACACAAAUUCAUCAGAUAAACGAUAUAGAUGUUCAUCGAAUUACAUCUGGACAAGUUAUCACCGACUUAACAACUGCAGUGAAAGAACUCGUUGAUAAUAGUAUAGAUGCGAACGCAAACCAGAUCGAAAUAAUCUUUAAAGAUUAUGGUCUUGAAUCUAUCGAAUGUUCUGAUAAUGGUGAUGGCAUAGACCCUUCAAAUUAUGAGUUCUUAGCUUUAAAACAUUACACAUCAAAAAUUGCGAAAUUUCAAGAUGUUGCUAAAGUACAGACGUUAGGGUUUAGAGGGGAGGCCCUAUCUUCUUUAUGUGGCAUAGCUAAACUAAGUGUGAUAACAACAACUUCACCACCAAAAGCGGAUAAGUUGGAGUAUGAUAUGGUCGGUCACAUUACUUCAAAGACAACGACAUCAAGAAAUAAAGGGACGACCGUGUUAGUUUCGCAGUUAUUUCAUAACUUGCCCGUUAGACAGAAAGAAUUUAGCAAAACUUUUAAGCGCCAGUUUACCAAAUGUCUCACAGUUAUACAAGGUUAUGCAAUCAUAAAUGCUGCCAUUAAAUUUUCAGUUUGGAAUAUCACACCAAAGGGUAAAAAAAAUCUAAUUCUAUCAACAAUGAGAAAUUCAAGUAUGAGAAAGAAUAUAUCCUCAGUAUUCGGUGCAGGUGGUAUGCGUGGGCUUGAAGAGGUUGAUUUAGUGCUUGAUUUAAAUCCCUUCAAGAAUAGAAUGCUUGGGAAAUACACCGAUGAUCCUGAUUUCUUAGACCUCGAUUAUAAAAUUCGAGUGAAGGGCUAUAUAUCACAGAAUUCGUUUGGUUGUGGUAGAAAUAGUAAGGAUAGGCAAUUCAUUUAUGUGAAUAAAAGGCCAGUGGAAUACUCUACGCUUUUAAAAUGCUGCAAUGAGGUUUACAAAACGUUCAAUAAUGUUCAAUUUCCGGCUGUAUUUCUCAAUCUUGAAUUACCCAUGAGCUUAAUUGAUGUAAACGUCACUCCAGACAAAAGAGUGAUACUGUUGCACAACGAACGGGCCGUCAUUGAUAUUUUCAAAACAACUCUCAGUGAUUAUUACAAUAGACAAGAAUUAGCUCUUCCCAAAAGAAUGUGCUCACAAUCAGAACAACAAGCUCAGAAAAGACUUAAAACGGAAGUCUUUGAUGAUAGAAGCACAACACACGAAUCCGAUAAUGAAAACUAUCAUACCGCCAGAAGCGAAAGUAAUCAAUCCAAUCAUGCACAUUUUAAUAGUACUACUGGCGUAAUAGACAAAAGUAAUGGUACAGAACUAACUUCUGUGAUGGACGGUAAUUAUACUAAUGUCACUGAUGUCAUCGGUUCGGAGUGUGAAGUUUCGGUUGAUUCAUCAGUUGUAUUGGAUGAGGGCAACUCAAGUACACCGACUAAGAAGCUGCCAAGUAUCAAAACAGAUUCUCAAAACCUAAGUGAUCUGAACCUGAAUAAUUUUUCCAAUCCUGAAUUUCAAAAUAUAACUAGUCCAGAUAAAGCACGUAGCUUGGAAAAAGUUGUUGAAGAACCAGUUUAUUUUGAUAUUGAUGGUGAAAAGUUCCAAGAAAAAGCGGUUCUAUCACAAGCAGAUGGUUUAGUUUUUGUAGAUAAUGAAUGUCAUGAGCAUACAAAUGACUGCUGUCAUCAAGAAAGAAGAGGAAGUACUGACACAGAACAAGAUGAUGAAGCUGACUCUAUAUACGCAGAGAUUGAGCCAGUUGAAAUCAAUGUGAGAACUCCUCUAAAGAACUCACGUAAAUCGAUUUCCAAAGAUAAUUAUAGGUCAUUGAGUGAUGGAUUGACGCAUCGCAAAUUCGAAGAUGAGAUAUUGGAGUACAAUUUAAGCACAAAAAAUUUUAAAGAAAUAAGUAAAAAUGGCAAACAAAUGAGUAGCAUCAUAAGUAAAAGAAAAUCAGAAGCUCAAGAAAACAUUAUCAAAAAUAAGGACGAACUAGAGGAUUUCGAACAAGGAGAAAAGUAUCUGACGUUAACAGUUUCAAAAAAUGAUUUUAAAAAAAUGGAGGUUGUUGGACAAUUUAAUUUAGGAUUUAUCAUAGUGACCAGAAAAGUUGAUAACAAAUAUGAUCUGUUUAUUGUCGAUCAGCAUGCAAGUGAUGAAAAGUAUAAUUUCGAAACACUGCAGGCCGUGACAGUUUUUAAAUCGCAGAAAUUGAUAAUACCUCAGCCGGUAGAAUUAAGUGUCAUUGAUGAACUUGUGGUGCUGGACAAUUUACCAGUUUUUGAAAAGAAUGGAUUCAAAUUGAAAAUUGACGAAGAAGAAGAGUUUGGCUCCAGAGUUAAGCUGUUAAGCUUACCUACUUCCAAACAAACCCUUUUUGAUUUGGGUGAUUUUAAUGAACUGAUACAUUUGAUCAAAGAAGACGGUGGGUUACGAAGAGACAACAUCAGAUGUUCCAAGAUUCGUUCUAUGUUUGCUAUGAGAGCAUGUAGAAGUAGUAUAAUGAUAGGUAAACCGCUGAAUAAGAAGACUAUGACCAGAGUCGUUCAUAAUCUCAGUGAACUUGAUAAGCCUUGGAAUUGUCCCCAUGGACGUCCAACAAUGAGACAUUUAAUGGAAUUACGUGAUUGGAGCUCAUUUUCGAAGGAUUACGAAAUAUGA
Molecule: messenger RNA, 2622 nt
Organism: Saccharomyces cerevisiae S288C
Lineage: Eukaryota; Fungi; Ascomycota; Saccharomycetes; Saccharomycetales; Saccharomycetaceae
Gene: PMS1
Product: ATP-binding mismatch repair protein
Exons: 1
Coding region: 1-2622 (873 amino acids)
Biological process (GO): mismatch repair; meiotic mismatch repair
Cellular component (GO): mismatch repair complex; nucleus
Molecular function (GO): ATP hydrolysis activity; ATP binding; ATP-dependent DNA damage sensor activity
Source: RefSeq, marked reviewed